ACAUACCAGGGGUGGACUGACAACUCACGGGGCCCCUGGGCAAUAGGGGAUCAUGGGGCCCCUGUGUCCUUGCCCAAACUCAAAAAAGCCUAUGAAAAAGGUACCAGGGGCAUCUCAUGGGCCCCCCUACUGACCCUGGGCCCUCAGGCAGUGACCGAGUUUCCAAAUGGUCAGUCCUCCCCUGCUACAUACUUCACUGGGUGAAUUACCCAGAAAUAUUAAAAACAACCUCUUCCUGCAUGCUGCACUCAUUAUUUGGCAGAUGAUGGACAAGAUUCUACAAAGUUAUUUUAUUUUAUUU
Molecule: messenger RNA, 301 nt
Organism: Staurois parvus
Lineage: Eukaryota; Metazoa; Chordata; Amphibia; Anura; Ranidae
Source: the annotation of a GenBank genome assembly